Micropterus salmoides (largemouth bass) is the source of this 2225-nucleotide messenger RNA. RefSeq names its product branched chain amino-acid transaminase 1, cytosolic (gene bcat1). The record is from RefSeq and is a predicted model, not a curated record. Lineage: Eukaryota; Metazoa; Chordata; Actinopteri; Centrarchiformes; Centrarchidae. Gene Ontology annotation, cellular component: mitochondrion. Gene Ontology annotation, biological process: L-valine biosynthetic process; L-leucine biosynthetic process. The coding region runs from base 532 to 1632 and encodes 366 amino acids. The transcript is spliced from 11 exons. Gene Ontology annotation, molecular function: branched-chain-amino-acid:2-oxoglutarate transaminase activity.
ACUCCCUCCCUGCGGUUUCAAGGACAAACAGCACUCAACAUAACAGCCUUCAUAUACCUUUAUAACUCCAAAAACUUAAAGUAGAAAUAGUUUUGAGUUUGUCCCCGAGCACACGCCGCACGCCUCUUUUUUGUGUCUCAACUAGAGGUAGCUUACGCCUCGCCACACUCACAAAGAAGGUUCCAUAUUGCAUAUUGAGUCUGUGAAAUAAACUUACACAACAGACAAAUAAGCAAUAUUUUAUUAUUAUUAUUAUUAGACAGGGACUCGCUGACACUCUGCCCACCGACGUACUUCAAAGCAAGUCAAUGUCACCGCGUCAAGGGUGUUAAAAUAUUAAGUGGGUUAAUUUGGAUGUUUGGUCUCAUGACAGCAGGGUGAUGAUGGGACUGGUUUCAACCUGAGAAGUCAGUAAGCGGUUUAGCAGGGAGGACUUGAAGGCGCACAGACGGUUCAAUUUUCACGACAGCACCGUUUUGGUCAGGCGUUUCUCCUGCUUUGAAGGGAAGCCACUCCAUUUCCACCAACUCAAUGGCUGACAACAUCAUUCCAAGCUUUAAGGCAGCUGAUCUGGUUAUCCAGCUGUCCUCCACUCCAAAGACCAAACCGGACACGUUUGCCUUUGGGACUGUCUUCACAGACCACAUGCUAACCAUAGAGUGGAGUGCAACUGAGGGCUGGCAGGUUCCGCUCAUCAAGGCCUUUGGGAACCUGUCACUUCACCCGGCCUGUUCGUCACUGCACUAUGGCAUACAGCUGUUUGAAGGCUUGAAGGUGUACCGUGGGGAUGAUGAUCGACUGCGUCUCUUCAGACCGACGCUCAAUAUGAACCGCAUGUCCAACUCUGCUAGGAGAGCUUGUCUACCUCCCUUUGAUCAGUCAGAGUUGCUGGAGUGUAUCAAGCGACUGGUAGAGAUUGACCAGGACUGGGUUCCUCACUCAGGCUCAGCCAGUCUGUACAUCAGACCGACGUUUAUUAGCACCGAGCCCUCUCUGGGUGUAAAGAAGCCUGCCCGUGCCUUGCUGUAUGUGAUCUUGUGUCAAGCUGGGCCUUACUUCAACAAUGAGGCUGAAACCCUGUCUUUGUGGGCUGACACAAAGUACACACGGGCCUGGAAAGGAGGAACCGGAGACUGCAAGAUGGGAGGGAACUACGGAUGUUCUUUGUCCGCUCAGUACGAAGCAGCGGAUUAUGGGUGCCAGCAGGUGCUGUGGCUGUAUGGAGAAGACCACCAGAUCACUGAGGCAGGAACCAUGAACAUCUUCCUGCACUGGAUAAAUGAGGAUGGAGAGGAGGAACUUGCAACUCCACCACUGGAUGGUAUCAUACUCCCAGGAGUAACGCGACAGAGUGUCCUGGAACUCACCAAGAAAUGGGGUGAGUUUAAGGUGACAGAGCGCUACCUGACAAUGAGCCAGCUUUGCUCUGCUCUGAAGCAGCAGCGGGUCAAAGAGAUGUUUGGCUCCGGUACUGCCUGCAUGAUCUGCCCCAUAGGUCACAUUGUUUACCAGGAAGAGAAAUUGCAUAUCCCCUGUCAGGAUAAAAACUCACGGUUGACUUCACGGAUAGCAAAGGAACUCAUAGAUAUACAGUGUGGACGUACACCCAGCGACUGGACCUACCUGGUAUAACAGUGAUGAAGAAACCUGGAACUAACACACAUGCACAAUGACCACUGUUUGUACAAGCUGGGCAUAAUAUUAUGCAACAACUGAAGACACACUGUAAAUGUGCAUUAAUAAGAAAACAACAUAUGUGCAAUGUUUGUAGUUUAACUGCAAUGUGUUAGCGACCGGCUCUGCGGCGAGUGUCACACCAUUUUAUCUCCUUUUAAACUUAAAUUAAUGACAAACACACAACUGUCCAAAAUAAUUAACAAAAGUAGGCCAAUGUCUCAUGCAAUACUGCACAAUAACUUACAGUAAUCCAGCCACCAUGGCAUGUUGCUUCUCAUCUCAGCAGCAACAUCCAGGAUACUACAGCUGUGGCUUUGAUAAAACAUUUAAAAAAAGAAAACACAUGUGAGAUGUUACAAACAUAUGUAUAAGUUACAGAGAAUUUCAGAUCACUUGUGUAAGAGUUUAAAUCGGCUACAUAAUGAAAAAUUAAUUUAAAAGUUUCGCUAUCUCAAAGUUUACAGUGAACUACAGUUUAGAAAGGUGGUACAAAGACAGUUCAUACUAUUAUAGUAUAGUCUAGUUUCACUAAACCUGUGUUUCAGAGA